Molecule: messenger RNA, 1290 nt
Organism: Symsagittifera roscoffensis
Lineage: Eukaryota; Metazoa; Xenacoelomorpha; Acoela; Convolutidae
Product: E3 ubiquitin-protein ligase RNF113A-like
Exons: 3
Coding region: 18-1064 (348 amino acids)
Biological process (GO): snoRNA splicing
Cellular component (GO): U2-type spliceosomal complex
Molecular function (GO): metal ion binding
Source: RefSeq, a predicted model, not a curated record
GUUUUGCAGAUAAAUCUAUGUUCAAGAAGCGCAAUGUCAGCAAUGCUCGUGCCAAUGCCGCUACAAAGAGGGUAGCGAAAGCAGAGAGUGACGAAUCAGAGGAUAACUCAGACGUUGAAAAGAAAACAGAGAAGACAAUAGAUGAAGAUGAAACCCGGAAGCGCUCGUCGUCAUCCGAAGACGAAACUGUGGUUGUUCGGAAAAAGACAAAAAACUCGUCAAAUAAUCCUAUGAUUCAGAAGUCAUCGUCUUGUAAACUCAAUUCUAAAGUAGAUGGGUGCGACAAUGGUGAAGAUAGCAAUGUGGCAGGACCAAGUGUGAGGAAGGAGCGACUGAAGCCACUGGUUGACUUCACCUUCAAGUCUUCCAGAUCGGGUGUUGUGAGUGGACCCGAAGAUCAAGGGGCAACCGCCACUGUGCAAGUCGACACUGAGAUAGACAGAGACCAUAGGGCUGUGAUGGAGCGAAAACAUGAAGCUCAAGAGACGGGCGACGCAUCUUCUAUUAUUUACACUGGGAAAGACAACUACACCAUCUUCAACAAGCCCAAAGAGAAACCAACUGGUGUCAAGGCCGCUUUAACAGGCCCAGUUAGAGCACCCGCUUUCUUACGUGCAACUACACGGUGGGACUACGCACCUGAUUUGUGUAAAGACUACAAAGAAACUGGCUUUUGCGGUUUCGGCGAUUCGUGUAAGUUUCUUCACGACAGAACCGACUAUAAGUUCGGCUGGCAACUUGAGAACGAACACACAGAACAACAAAAACGAGGCCGAACGAAGGAGUCGGAGGAUCCGAGUCAAUACGAGAUCGAUUCGUCAGACGAAGACGAUUUACCUUUCAAGUGUCUCAUCUGUCGUGAGUCAUUUGACAAGCCAGUAGUUACGAAGUGUAAGCAUUAUUUUUGCGAGAAAUGUGCUCUUGCCCAAUGCAAGAAGAGCAUGCGCUGCUUUAUAUGUGGCGUCGACACGAAGGGAAUGUUUAACCCGGCCAAAGAAAUAAUAGCGAAGAUGAACAAAUCGAAAGCAGAAGAACAAAGUCGAAGUACCCGUGACAGUGAUUGAUUGAGUUUAAGUAUAUGGAGUCUAAAUUGACGAAACUCGCGCGUUAUUCAGCCGUGAUUUUGAAUCGGCCCCGAUUUGAAGGCCUUGCCCCGAUCUCUCGUUGGCUUGCUGGAAUUCAACGUAAACUUCAAUUGCUAAAAACUCAGUUCCUUGAAACUAGAAACUCGUCUUCGAUUUCUAAAAUGUUUGUCUUUGAUUUUAAAAAAUAUUCAAAUUUGAUAAUUGA